AUGACUAAAGUUCGUGUGGGGGCUGUCCAAGCUGAACCCUCCUGGGUAGAUCUGGCUGGCAGCGUUGCAAAGACUAUUGCAUUGAUUCAGGAAGCUGGAGCGAAGGGCAUCAAUGUCCUCGGUUUUCCUGAAGUGUGGAUUCCCGGGUAUCUGUGUCGCCCCACUUGCGGUAGGACAAUGUGGACGGGCAGUGUUGUGGACAAUAUGGAGCUCAUGCACCAGUACAUGGCUAAUUCACUAGCCCGCAACUCCGCAGAAAUGGAUGCAAUUCGUCAGGCUGUGAGAGACGCGGGUAUUUUUAUUGUGCUCGGCUACAGCGAACGCGACGGUGGAAGUUUAUACAUGGCCCAGUCUUUCAUCGACCCCGCCGGUGAAAUUGUUCAUCACCGACGUAAAAUUAAACCCACUCAUGUCGAACGGUCUAUAUGGGGCGAAGGCCAGGCGGAGUCCCUCCACACUGUGGUGGAUUCUCCAUUCGGUCGCAUUGGAGGCCUGAACUGUUGGGAACAUCUGCAGCCACUCCUGCGGUUCUAUGAGUACUCCCAGGGAGUUCAGAUCCAUAUUGCAAGCUGGCCAGCGGAGUUCCCCGAGCCGAAGGGGAUGAAAUGGCCUUUCCAUGAGACGGACGUGGCCAGCCGAAAUGCUAGCCAAUUCUUCGCUAUUGAGGGCCAGGCGUUUGUGCUGGUCUGCACGCAGGUGGUCAAGAAAGAAAGUCUUCAGAAACAAAAUCUGAUAGAAGGAGGAAUUAUUCAAACGCCAAGUGGGGGUUUCUCUAUGAUUUUUGGGCCAGACGGAGCCGCUCUCGUAGAGGCACCUCCCGCCGGUGAAGAAUGUAUUCUGCAAGCCGAUAUUGACCUCCAAGAUAUCGACUAUGCUAAGGCAAUGAUUGAUACUGUUGGCCACUAUUCUCGCCCAGACCUUCUGUCGUUGCAAGUAAACACUGAGGCAGCCAAGUGUGUGCGGAUUACAGGGGAAAAUAGCAAAGAGAAGAACUAG
This is a messenger RNA of Penicillium pulvis, 996 nucleotides long. Its product is annotated as carbon-nitrogen hydrolase family protein. NCBI's taxonomy places the organism in Eukaryota, Fungi, Ascomycota, Eurotiomycetes, Eurotiales, Aspergillaceae. Bases 1 to 996 code for a protein of 331 amino acids. Gene Ontology annotation, molecular function: catalytic activity. The record is from RefSeq and is a predicted model, not a curated record. The transcript is spliced from 3 exons.